UCGGACAUUUUGUGAGAAACAUUCAAGAAUUUCUUUUGCUCUCUUGCAGUCAGUGACAGUCGUCCGUGUAUGUGUGUUCGUUCGUUCGUUCAGUCCGUUCAUUGAGGGAGGAACAAUUUUGCUUGCUGCGUUUUUUUCCGCCGUGGUCGCAAGUUUUUCCAAAUUUGAGCCAAUUCCGUGCCGUCGGGGCUGUCGGGACAGGUGCCAGGUCGUAAUUUCCGGUUCGUUCCGUCCCGUGUGGGGUCCGUCGGGGGCCACUAGUGGCAGAGAGGUGGCGUAGGAGCUGGCCAAAAGUUCGGGUGAAAAUCUCUGCGUGAAAAUUAUUGUGUGUGGUGAGGAGUUUUGAGGAGUAGGAGUUUGUGAAGAAGGCGGAGGAGGAGGAAGUUGGAAGUGUUGGUGGCGGAGGAGGACCGGACCAGCAGCAGCAGCAGGAAGAAUGUGUAUGUGUGCUGUGCGUGUGUGCGUGUGAUUCAGGGCACGACCGCGGCAACGACGACCUAAAGAAGUGUGAAAAAAUAGUGUGUGGUGGCCACGGGAAGAAGAUAAAAUACAGCGGAAUUGGGAACCGUGUUCCGGAUUUAGCGUGGUGAGGAACCAGGAGUUCCAGGGAGCUCCGCCAGCGGAAAUAGUGAGAGAGUGAGGGAAGGAAACAGAGUGAGAGAGCGAGUGAGCGAGAAGAAGAGAGGAGAAGUGGUCGUCCCCGGGGAAGGAAUCGACGACGAAGAACUGUAAUAUCCGCGGUACCAGAAUGUCCCUCCAACGAAUCAACAUAUCGAGAGUGGCGGCCGUGGCCGUCCUGGUCGCGGUCUGCGUGCUGACCGCGUCCGUGGCUGGACAGGAUGAUCAGAAAUCAAAUAACCGCAACAGUCAGUCCCUGUCGGGUUCGUCGUCGGCGUCAUUUGGCGCGGCAGGUUCCAGCCCGAACAAUGAUAUCUACAUCGACGACGAAGGCCUCGAGGGUUCCGGAAGCAGAGGAGAGAUUCGCGACGAUCUAGAGAAGGAGGACGACGAAUCUUCCGGCUCCGGGUACGGCGACGAUGACGAGGACUCCUCGUCCAUCUCGAACAGUCGCUCCAACUCGAACUCGAACGUAGGAAUCCUCGGCGGCGGCGGCAACCAAGGCCAGGGCCAGGGUGGCAACAACAAUCAACUUGGCGGCGGCGGCGGUGGCCAAGGUGGAUCAGGUGAUCACGCAGACUACGACGAUGAAGACGAUCGCGAGGAUGAUGAUCUCUACACUGAAACCAAAAACCCCAACUCCGUUGAUCCGUCCACGACAGACGAUGAAGACAUGUCAACCGGCACCGGCAAGGACGGCAAAUCGUCGUCCGGCGGCACCAGCAUAAAGCACUCGCCGGACGGGGACCUCGAGAUCAGCCAGACGCAGCACAUUACGCCGACGAACGGUGAGGGCGGCGCUGGCGGAAGCGGUGGCACUGGCCACGACAGCACCAACAACAACAACAACGCGUACGGCGGCAGCGGCGUGUUGAUCAUGAACGCCAAGAAUGAGGACCGGACCGCCAGCUUCUUCGCGCAGCCGGGCAUUCUCGCAGCUGUGAUCGGCGGCGCGGUGGUCGGCCUGCUCUGCGCCAUCCUCGUCGUCAUGUUCAUCGUGUACCGGAUGCGGAAAAAGGACGAGGGCAGCUACGCGCUGGACGAGCCGAAGCGGUCGCCGACGGCCAACACCUACGCCAAGAACGCCAACAAUCGCGAGUUUUACGCCUGAGACUACUCGAUCGACUCCAGCGACGGUGAUUUGUAAGCAAAUAGUGUGAGAAGGACAGAGAGAGAGAGAGAAGGUAACAGUAGUAGCGGGAGAAAAUCACAAACACACACACACACUCAAAUUGAAAAAGGGAAGAGCAAGUAACGAAAAGUCACUCAACGCUGUAGAGUCGCGAACGCGAUGAACGAAGAAACUGAGAGGGAGAAAUUUGAAGCAAACUGAAGCGAUCGUGGUAGGCUUGGGCGACGCUCUCGCAAGAGAGAGAGCGUGAACGCGCGCUGGUGCGCGCCGCUCGCGGCCUACUUUUGCGUUGUUUGUUUUUGGAAAAUGAUUUUUUUUUAUUUAGGUUUUCCUUCCUGAUUUUUUUUUUUACUUUUAAAAUUAUCGUAUCGUGAUGGAGUAAAAUCGGCAGCAUUUAUCUUGUGUACGGCGCAAGGAGGAAAAAGGUAUGGUAAAACAAAACAAACUCAUUCUUACAGAACAGAAAAGGCAAAGUUUAAACGUAAUAAGGAAAGGCUACAAGUUAAUAGAGUAUAGAUGUUACAUAUUUAUAAAGAAAAAGGCAUGCUAAUGAUUCGCAGAACGUAAGAGAGAACAAAUAAACGUUUUAUUUUUAAACUGAGGCAGUCUUUUUUUUCUUUCUGUUUUUGGUUCGCAUUUUUUCAAGGCAACUAUUUUAUUUUUAUUUUUUCGAACGAGUAUUUAUAGGGCAAAAAUCUGAUUACUAAUACACUUUGUGAGGGAGAAAGAUGACGAUUAAUACUUUAUUGUUAAAGUAUGGUAUAAAACAAAUGAAAUACGCUGUAUAGGACGAAAGCAUAUAUUAAAGAAAAAAAAACUAUUAUUUAUACAAUUACUUAUAACUUUUUUUUAAAAGGAAGAUAAAACAAAACAAUAAUCCUUAACACAGAGCAGAAUUAGUUAAAAUUAAACCUAUAGCAAUAAAGUGCAAACAAACAAAAAAACAACCCAUUUAAAGGAAUCGUUUCGCAAAGCCAACAAGAAAAGGUAGCUUUUUGGGCGCGUUAAAUGUUAGGGCAAACGGUGAAUUGACUUUCUCUCAGUGUGCGAAAAAUGAAAUCGGGUAACGGUGCGAAUAAUGGUCGAAUUUUCGGUUUUCAGACUUUUUAACCCCCAAUUUUUUUGAGUUUGUUGGGUUUGAACACACGCGAAUUGAAAUGACUACAAAAAACAGAGCAGAUUUUAUAAAGAAAAAAAAAGAGAUACACACUUAAAGCAAAAAAUAGUAGGUAGAAAUUUCUCUCAGUCGUUUUAAAUGAAAUCUAAAAUUUGCGCCAGCAAAAAAAAAACAGUAAAUUGUGGAUAAGAAGACUUUUUAACUGUUUUAUUUUUUUCGUAGAGGAAACGGGUGUGGGCUGCCCGGCGUACGAUUCGACGGGUUUUCCCCCGGUUCCGGGACGCGGGAAAUGUGCAUUUUUUCGAGGGCAGAUUAGAAAGAAGGGAAAAAUAUCAUAUAAAAACUAGCUUUUUGAAUUACAGCAAACCAACUAUUGCAAACAAAGAAAAACAAAUAAAACGAUUUGCUAUUAUAAUUGUCAUUGUAACUAGCAUAGUAAUUUGUAAAACGAUGUUACACCGAUGUAGAGAGAAGAAAAACAUUUUUUGUUGCAUUUUGACCACCUCUGAAAAAAAAGCCAACGCAAAAUAAACCACAAAAGAAGCUGUAUUGGAUGGAUCAUUUAAUAUCUAGAUGGAAAUGCUAAGCAAACAAAAAAUCAAUAAUCACAGAAAAGAAGAAAAAAUAACUCUCACACGAACACACUAAUCUCUCUUUGAAUUCUUAAGAACGCAAAGAGUAGAGGCACUAGAGAAUUACAACAGAAAGAGAACGCAAAAAUCGCCUGCCGCAUUUGAGUUGCGCAAAAAUCGAACAAAAAAAACACGUCCAAGCUCUGAGGCACACCCUUUCUCACUAACCAAAACUAACCAACUAAACAAAGAACAAAAAAUGCUCUCAAGCAAGUAAAAAGAAUCGCUUGACAUCCCUAACUAAACAGUGAACGCCACCCCCCGCAGAAAAAAAAUUCAAGAUGGCCUAAACUCAAACACAAACACAGAAUUGCGACGAGCGCCCUAAUUUCCCACCAAAAGUAGUUUUGCAUAAAACAAAAAAAAAACAAUUCUCAUUUAAUUUCAACCACUCACACGCGCUGCUAGAGACUGAUUUCAGUUUUUUUAUUUCCCCCUCAAAAAAGUAGUAAAAUAAAAAAAUCAUCGUAAUAAACAUUUUGUGCCAUUCAAGUUUUUUUUUAAGUUUAGCUGCUAAAUCACUCUUGAAAGCUGGGUGAACAAUUUCUUCUGAUUUUCUCUACUCGCUAUUCUCUUCAACCACCACCACUCACUUUGGAAUCUCCAACCCCCCAAACUUAACACAGAAAAAAAAAAUAAAAAAAUAAACAAUAAAUUAACAGGCGGCUUGCAUUUAGAACAGUUUUGAGUUUCGCUUUGCUGAAAAUGAAAUUAAAAAAAAACAUGAAUACGUAAAACAUUCCGUAAAAAAAAACACUCUUACCAACAACAACAACUAUUUCUCUUCAAGUCCCCCGCAAACAAAACUGAAACAAAAACAGUAAAACACACACGCAAACAUCUACCAACUGAAAUUUACGGCGAAGUUAAAAACAAAACAAACACACACUUUUAGGCGAGUUAUGGAACAAAAAAUCAACUUGAAAAAAAUUAUACCAGUAAUUGUGGAGUGAAGCGAAAACAUAAAAUUAUGAAAGACUCACUCACAGAACGCGGAGAGAAAAGCUCUAGAAUAUCCCAGAAAGAAUGCGUCAGCAACAACUAAACAAAAAAACAAAACAAGAUAUCCGCGAUGUGAGGUGGAGAAUGAAUUAAAAAAAAUAAAAAAAAAUGAAAAGAGCGAUGAAGAAACAGAAAAAAAUGCAUAACAAAAAAUCAUUAGAAAUAUUACUAAUAUAUAAGUUUAAUAUACAACAUCACAUAUGUAAGGGACAAUGUAAAUAAAGAAGUCUUUACAGUGUAACGGAA
Messenger RNA from Culex pipiens pallens (northern house mosquito), 4747 nucleotides. RefSeq names its product syndecan (gene Sdc). Gene Ontology annotation, cellular component: membrane; cell surface. Gene Ontology annotation, biological process: cell migration. The transcript is spliced from 5 exons. Lineage: Eukaryota; Metazoa; Arthropoda; Insecta; Diptera; Culicidae. The record is from RefSeq and is a predicted model, not a curated record. Bases 749 to 1729 code for a protein of 326 amino acids.